Fusarium redolens is the source of this 1425-nucleotide messenger RNA. RefSeq names its product major facilitator superfamily domain-containing protein. Gene Ontology annotation, biological process: transmembrane transport. Lineage: Eukaryota; Fungi; Ascomycota; Sordariomycetes; Hypocreales; Nectriaceae. Bases 1 to 1425 code for a protein of 474 amino acids. Gene Ontology annotation, molecular function: transmembrane transporter activity. The record is from RefSeq and is a predicted model, not a curated record. The transcript has 5 exons.
AUGUCAAGCCAUCCCCCAAGCUCACCCCCUUCCUCGGUUGUACGAUUUCCGAGCAGCCAGAGGAUUCUCGAAAAUUGGAAAUGGAAGGGAACGAUUCUUACAAUAUACAUGACUUGCAUCAUCAACGGAUUCGAUGUAAGCAACGUUGCGAAUAUCCAGCCACAGCUUUAUGUCGCCUUUGGCCACAUCGAGUAUCUUCCAUGGAUUGGGCUGUCUUACUCUCUCGCGAACUUCGCCACCCUCUCCUUUGCAGGUCGAAUACUGGAUAUCUUCGACAUACGUCACAUUUACUUGGCAAGCAUCGUGGUUUUCGCGGCCGGGGCGGCGCUAGCGGGCUCAGCAAAGACUAUUUCGGCUAUCAUCGCCGGCCGAGCGGUAAUGGGAAUAGGGGGAUCAAUAUGCCAGAACUGCCAAGGUCCAUUUCUUUACGGCCUUCUGAGCUCACUAUGGGCAGUUGGCCUUGUCGUAGGCGGACCUGUCGGGAGCGCUCUGGCUGAAAAGGUGACUUGGCGCUGGGCCUUCUACAUCAACUUGCCUUUCCUUGGCUUUGCCUUCCACCACGGUAGCCACAAUUGUUCUCUUUGCUAUUGCGGCUACUUUUUCUGGCCCCACCGUCUCAAUACAAGUUUCAAAAGCGUACCUGAUCUUCGGGUGAUCCCCAUUGAACUUAUGGGCCGGCGGAACAUCCUACCUCUUUGGAUCGUGUCAGGGUGUGCAGGUGCGACUUAUGCUGUCACACUUUAUUAUCUGCCACUGUUUUACGCUUUUUCAAAGGGCCACGGAGCGUUACAACAAACCAUUCGCAUGCUGCCUUUCAUUCUCACCUUCAUUGUCACAGUGUUGAUUGUUGGCGCUUUUCUGUCCAAGAUCAAACAGUAUGGCGUGAUCUAUGUUGUCGGCGGUGCUACGACACUGGCGUCGGGAACUGCCCUCGCCAUAAUCCUGGACUCUGAGGUCUCAGAAAGUAAGGUUAUGGGCCUCACCGCCCUAAUCGGUAUAGGACUUGGCUUCCAAUUUCAGCAUGGCAACGCGAUUUCUAACACGAUCAACAAAACUCUGCGCGAUCGAGUCGACAGUGCCGCCCUUUUGAACAUGAGCUUGAUGGGCGGUAUUUCCACUGCAUUGAUCAUGGCAGGCGCGAUCUAUGAAAAUCGCGGCAUGGCUCUGCUUCCUUCUACUCUUGAAGCGUUUCAUUACGAUGAUAAGACCAUUCGCGAGGCUCUCGCUGGCGUUUCCCCUACCGUCUGGGAGGGCGCUGAGACGAACAUAACUGCAUAUGGGGCGGAUGCGACAGCUCAAACCAUCUCUUCUCUUCUCUAUAUAAUCUCCUCAAGCGGCGCACUCUGCCUUUUCUGUGGUGCGCUAAUUCUCUGGGAUAUGAAAUUGAAAAGAGGAUACCGUGAAAAUGCCGUUGCUACAGUGUGA